UGAAAUCUUGAGCAUGUCAGAUUUCACGUCUCCCGACUUGGCUAUCCUGGGAUCGAUCACUCAACCAAGGACGACUGUCCUUGCUCAACAGGAAGUGCCUGGAUGUCGGCGAGAAGGCUAACAGUCCAAGAAGGAAUCAUGUGAAUGCGCGGUCAGGCAGCCCGCAGAACUGGGAGCCUGCCCUCGCUCUGGAGGCCGUCUCAACGGGUCACUUCCCAGAAGGCAAACAGUUAAAAGCAAAUUCUAGAGAGUUAUGUGAGCCGUUUGCCUCUCGCUGCGGAGAUCCUGGCUAAAGGCUGCUGCUAGAGCUUCUACUGCAAACGGCCCCAAAAGCAAAAUGAGUGAAAGAAAGAUAAGUGUGUGUCAGCAAGCUUGGGCCUUAUUGUACAAGAAUUGCCUUAAAAAAUGGAGGAUGAAGAGGGAUUCCUUAAUGGAAUUUUUGAAUGCAUUCAUUCUGCUGCUUUCUUUGUACCUGCUUCCUAAUAUUCAUCACGUUAAUGAUUUCUCUUCACUGCCCAUUGUGGACCUGGGACGGGUAGAUUCAUUUGAAGUGUCUAACUUUAUUGUUGCAUACACACCCAUCACCGGCAGAACGCAACAGAUCAUGAGUAAACUGGCCAUAGCCCCCUUCAUGAAAGAUGGAAAAAUCCUGGGGGUGUCAGAUGAAGAACAGAUGGAAGAAUUAUCUGAGAAUUAUUCUGAUGAAAUCAUAAAAGUCAUCUUCACUAAUACCUUCUCCUAUCAUUUGAAGUUCUUGUUGGGACACAGAAUCCCUACUAGGAAGGAACACAGGGACCACACAGCUCAUUGUUAUGAAAUGAAUGAAGAUAUUGAGUGUGGACUUGCAGAAUUCUGGAGUAAAGGUUUUGUGGCUUUUCAAGCUGCCAUUAAUGCUGCUAUUAUAGAAACCACAACAAAUCAUUCAGUGAUGGAUGAAUUGAUGUCAGCUACUGGAAAAAUUAUGAAGAUACAUUCAUUUAUCAGUCAAGGUGGACUCCUGACAGAUUUUAUCAUUUUCUUUUGCAUUAUUUCCUUUUCUCCAUUCACUUACUAUGCCUCUCUGAAUGUUACGAGAGAGAGGAAAAAGAUGAAGGGCUUGAUGAAAUUGAUGGGCCUUCGAGAUUCUGCUUUCUGGUUAUCAUGGGGCUCGCUCUAUGCCGUGCUUAUCUUCAUUAUGGCCCUUUUCAUGGCACUGAUUAUUAAAUCUUCUCAAUUUGUCAUCCUGACGGGCUUCGUGGUGGUCUUCAACAUCUUUCUACUCUAUGGAUUGUCUUUGAUAGCCUUGGUUUUCUUAAUGAGCGUCUUGGUAAAGAAGCCUUUCCUCACCGGCCUGGUGGUGUUCCUGCUGACUGUCCUUUGGGGGAGUCUGGGGUUCACAGCGCUCUACAGACACCUGCCUGCAUCCUUGGAGUGGACGCUCAGUAUUUUUAGCCCCUUUGCCUUCACGCUUGGAAUGGCCCAGCUUCUACACACGGACUAUGAUUUGCAUUCUAAUGCACUUCCUGAUUCAGCAGACGGCUCAAAUCUAAUAAUAGCCACCCAAUUCAUGUUAGUGCUGGACAUUUUUCUCUACCUGGCAUUGAUGGUUUACUUUGAAAAGGUCUUACCAAAUGAAUAUGGACAUCAACGCUCACCCUUGUUUUUCCUGAAGCCCUCGUUUUGGUCACGGCAGCAAAAGGAUGCUCAUGUGCCUUUUGAAGAUGAACUAGAUUUCCACCCCUCAUCUAACAACUCCUUUGAACCAGUGUGUAUGGAAUUCCAAGGCAAAGAAGCCAUCAGAAUCAGAAACGUUACAAAAGAAUAUAAAGGAAAGCCUAACAACAUAGAAGCUCUGAAAGAUCUAACAUUUGACAUAUAUGAAGGACAGAUCACUGCAAUACUUGGCCACAGUGGAGCUGGGAAGUCAACACUGUUGAACAUUUUGAGUGGGCUGUCUGUUCCCACCAAAGGUUCAGUCACCAUCUAUAAUACUAAGCUCUCAGGAUCAACGGACUUUGAAAAUACCAACAAACUCACUGGAAUUUGCCCACAAUCCAAUGUUCAAUUUGACUUCCUCACCGUGAAAGAAAACCUCAGGCUGUUUGCUAAAAUAAAAGGGAUUCAACCACAAGAAGUGGAGAAAGAGGUAAAAAGAGUUUUGAUGGAAUUGGAGAUGAAAAAUAUUCAAGAUCUUCUUGUUCAAAACUUAAGUGGUGGACAGAAAAGAAAACUCACCUUUGGGAUUGCCAUUUUAGGAGAUCCUCAGAUUUUCCUGUUAGAUGAACCAACUGCAGGAUUAGAUCCCUUUUCAAGACACCGAGUGUGGAACCUCCUGAAGGAGCGUAAGAAAGACAGGGUCAUCCUCUUCAGUACUCAGUUCAUGGAUGAGGCUGAUAUCCUGGCAGAUAGGAAAGUGUUUCUCUCCAAAGGGAAGCUGAAGUGUGCGGGCUCUUCUCUGUUUCUGAAGAAGAAAUGGGGGAUUGGGUAUCACUUAAGUUUGCAGGUGAAUGAAAUGUGUGUUCGGGAAAAAGUAACAGCCUUCAUCAAACAGCACAUCCCUGAUGCCAAAUUAUCAGCAGAAAGUGGAGGGAAACUUACCUACACACUUCCAUUAGAGAGGACAAAUAAAUUCCCAGAACUUUAUAGGGCGCUUGACAGCUCCCCUGACCUGGGAAUUGAGGAUUAUGGUGUUUCCAUGACAACUUUGAAUGAAGUGUUUCUGAAACUGGAAGGAAAAUCAGCCAUUGAUGAAUCAGAUGUUGACCUUUCGGAAGAAGGGCAAGCAGAAGGAGGUGGAGACACAGAAAGGCUUAUUGCAAUGGAGCAAGCCCUCUCUUCGGUGAAUGAGAUCAAUAACACGGUCCGUGGCAUGGCUCUCUGGGGAAAGCAAGUGUGUGCAAUCGCAAAGGUUCGCUUGUUAAAGUUAAAGCAUGAAAGAAGAGCCCUUUUAACACUGCUGUUGAUUUUGGGGGUUGGAUUCUCCCCCACCCUUUUGGAGUACGUCAUCACCAAAGUAUACUACAACAGUUACACCUGGGAGCUUUCUCCGCACACCUACUUCCUGGCUCCCAGACAACAACCACAUGAACCCCUCACUCGUUUAUUGAUCAUCAAUAAAACAGGGGCAAGCAUUGAUGACUUUAUGCAGUCCGUGGAGCGCCAGAACCUGGCUUUGGAGGUGGAUGGAUCUGGAACUAGAGAAGGCACAGAUGACCCGUCUUACAAUGGAGCCAUCACAGUGUCUGGUAAUAAAGUGAAGUACAACUUUUCAUUAGCAUGUAAUGCCAAGAGGUUGAAUUGCUUCCCAGUCCUAAUGGAUAUUGUUAGCAAUGCGCUACUUGGAAUGUUCCAGCCAUCAGCACAUAUCCAGACUGACAGAAGCACAUUUUUUGUGGAGGAGCGGGAUAAUCCCUUUGCAUUAAUAAGCCAUAGCAUGUUCUGGCUGAUUUUGGCAGCCAGUUGUUCUCCUUAUAUUGCCAUGAGCAGCGUCGAUGAUUAUAAGAACAAAGCCCGGGCACAGCUGCGGAUAUCGGGACUCUUCCCUUCUGCCUACUGGUUUGGGCAGGCCGCAGUGGACUUUCCAUUGUACUGCGUGGUGUUCCUUUUCAUGUAUUUGAUGGACUACAUGCUAAGCUCCCAAGAGUCUGUCUUUAAGACUAUCCACCGGAUAGUGCAAAUGCCGUGUGCGAUUAGUUAUGCCGCCUCGCUGAUCUUUCUGACGUACGUCAUUUCAUUCAUGUCUCGAAAUGGGAGGAAAAACAGUGGGAUUUGGUCUUUUUGCUUCCACAUUAUCAUUAUGUUCUCUGUGAUGAUCUUCAUGCUGGGAAACGAUGGGAAGACAGCACUGCUGUGCAUCACCUUUUUGGUUCCACCUGCCACAUUGAUCGGCUGCCUGUUCUUAUCUGUUCACCUUUUUGCAUCUGCUCUGUUUAAUGAAGAAUCAAAUGGCAUAGAAGAAUUCCUGUUAUUUUUAAUACCUUUCCUUCAUUUUAUCAUCUUCCUUUUUAUUCUGCGAUGUCUGGAAUGGAAGUUUGGAAAGAAAACAAUGAGAAAGGAUCCUGUCUUUAGAAUUUCUCCAAGAAGCAAUGAUGUGUGUCAAAAUCCAGAAGUCCCAGAAGGGGAGGAUGAAGAUGUUCAGUUGGAAAGAGCGAGAACAGCAAAUGCCUUAAAUUCCACGAAUUUUGAUGAGAAGCCUGCCAUCAUUGCCAGCUGCCUACGCAAGGAGUAUGCAGGGGAGAGGGAGCGCUGCUUUUCCAAGAAGAAGAAGAAAAUAGCCACCAGAAAUGUCUCUUUCUGUGUUAGAAAAGGUGAGGUUUUAGGAUUAUUAGGACACAAUGGAGCUGGAAAAAGUACAACCAUUAAGAUUAUCACAGGAAACACACAGCCCACUGCAGGACAGGUGCUGCUACAAGGGGGCAGUGGUGGAGACGCCACUGGGUUCCUGGGCUACUGUCCUCAGGAGAACGCGCUGUGGCCCAACAUGACGAUGAGGGAGCACCUGGAGGUGUACGCUGCAGUGAAGGGGCUGAAGAAAGACGACGCCAAGGUCGCCAUCACCCGGUUAGUGGAUGCGUUCAAGCUGCAGGACCAGCUGAAGGUGCCUGCAAAGGCCUUAUCCGAGGGGAUCAAGAGGAAGCUGUGCUUCGUGCUGAGCGUGCUGGGGGGGCCGGCGGUGGUGCUGCUGGACGAGCCGUCCACGGGGAUGGACCCCGAAGGGCAGCAGCAGAUGUGGCAGGCGAUCCGGGCCACCAUCCACAACACGGAGCGGGGUGCCCUCCUGACCACCCACUACAUGGCCGAGGCGGAGGCUGUCUGUGACCGUGUGGCCAUUAUGGUGUCGGGGAGGCUCAGGUGGGUGCUGGACUGCCCCCAGGGAUCAGUAGACUCUUAUUUACACAGAUGGGGACCCGAGAGGUGCUGCAGUCAGCUCACACCUGCCAUGGACUCGCUCAGCCUCCUUCUCCUCUGCAGGUAUUCCUCCCUGCUGGUCUAUAAGCUGCCGGUGGAUGACAUUCGACCUUUAUCCCAGGCUUUCUUCAAAUUGGAGACAGUUAAGCAGAACUUCGACCUGGAGGAGUACAGCCUGUCUCAGUCCACCCUGGAACAGGUUUUCCUGGAACUCUCCAAGGAGCAGGAGUUGCAUGAUUUUGAUGAAGAAAUUGAUCCUUCCUUGAAGUGGAAGCUCCUUUCCAAUGAUGAGCCUUAAAGCCCCCAAAUUCUCAUGGGCGCUGUCCAAGCCCAUGGCUGCUUUUUUAAGACAUAUAUUUUUAUAUCAUGACUCGCCUGUUUUUAGACACUACAUUUUAAACACUGAGAUGGCUCUUCAUGAGUCAUAAGUAUUAUAUCCUUAUUUUACUCAGAAAUACUGUUAAGGUGCUGGG
Molecule: messenger RNA, 5360 nt
Organism: Echinops telfairi (small Madagascar hedgehog)
Lineage: Eukaryota; Metazoa; Chordata; Mammalia; Afrosoricida; Tenrecidae
Product: ABC-type organic anion transporter ABCA8
Exons: 38
Coding region: 338-5185 (1615 amino acids)
Biological process (GO): transmembrane transport; lipid transport
Cellular component (GO): intracellular membrane-bounded organelle; mitochondrial inner membrane
Molecular function (GO): ATP binding; lipid carrier activity; ATP hydrolysis activity
Source: RefSeq, a predicted model, not a curated record